Mya arenaria is the source of this 3280-nucleotide messenger RNA. RefSeq names its product retina-specific copper amine oxidase-like. Gene Ontology annotation, cellular component: plasma membrane. The transcript has 4 exons. Bases 262 to 2784 code for a protein of 840 amino acids. Gene Ontology annotation, molecular function: primary methylamine oxidase activity; quinone binding; copper ion binding. Gene Ontology annotation, biological process: amine metabolic process. Lineage: Eukaryota; Metazoa; Mollusca; Bivalvia; Myida; Myidae. The record is from RefSeq and is a predicted model, not a curated record.
UUGGUUUGUGACAAGGUAUUAUUUAUACAAUGUACUUUAAGGUGCUUGAAUAAGUUUUCAUCUGUGUUUAAAUGAAUAAAAUUGUGUUUAGAUAAGAUGCCGUGUGGCUUCGAUGGAAACCCGACGCGAAUUGAGCUGCGACCGCACGGUUAAACCUGGUUUCUUCCUUGUGAUCGUGUUUGCAUUUUUGUGUGGACCAAUGACAGUCGAGGACUUUUCAAAUUUUCUGUACUUUAAUUUGACGUAGAUCGAAUCGGGCGAAUGCACCAUCAAAACCAAGGAAUGGAUUCUAGAAAUCACGCAUACGACGUUGACGGGGGUGAGGGAAAAGGAAAACUCCGCCGAUCAAACCUUUCCUGCCGGGAACUAUGUUGGCUGCAGAUGUUCGCCGUGUUAAUGUUCGGUGUUGGGAUUGCGGGUGGGAUUCUUAUAGGAAUAUACGCAUACCACGCUGGUCCGGAGUCCGAUGGUUCAACGCAGUGUCCAACUUUGCCACCCCAGGGGAGUCAGUGUGGGAAUGCUCACUCUACGCCCAGUCCUAAUGUAAACCCCAAAGAACAAGACAACAACGAACAUGCAAGUGGAACUUUAGGAGAGUGCCCGACAACCAAUCCAGUUACAGGCACAAGGUACGAGAGCACGGUUUUUGCGCCGUUGACUACGGCAGAGAUGUACAAAGCUGCAAAGUUCCUCAAGGACAAUGGCGUGGUGUCAACGCUUAAUGCACCAACUUCAUUGUUUGAAAACUUCAUUCUCUAUCAAUGGCUCGAUGUUCCAACAAAAACAGCGGCCCUUGAUUUUCUUGAUAACGGCGGUCCGAAACCGCAGAGGCACGCUAAAGUGACGGUACAACGUGGCCAAGAGCUUGACAUCAUGGAAUACCGCGUAGGACCACUUGACUCUAACGUUAUGACAAUAAAUUCCCUUAAUAAACCUGGGGACGUGCAGUUCAACAGUCGCCCAUAUGAUGGUCUUGAGGUUGGCAUAAUGACACAGAUGUUGGAAAAGGACAUGACGACUCUCGCUCCCUUGAUAGCCGAGAGCUUUGAUGGUGCCAAAUACCCCGAGGACCUGGUUUUCAACUUAUUCAACGGGCCUCCCAGUACUUCUGGUGUUGACAGAGAUACAAGAUGGGUGAUUACAUACAACGGGUUUAAAGGCGCCGACGUUGACCUGAUCCACAUUCUCCCGUUGAGCGGGCGCGUUCACAACCCCGGAAGUAACGUGUCCCAGUGGUAUACGUACGAUUUCCACUACCUCAACCAAGGGCCGUACCGGACCGCUUCGGACCUCAUGAACGCCUAUAACAGGAAUGAAAUACGGAAGGUCAAGCUCGAGAAAGGAUACAAGGACACGACCUAUGAUAGAAUCUUUCCAAAACGUGAUAGCGGCCAGCCGUACAGAGAAAACGCUGAUAGACAUGGACCCAGGGUUUACUAUCCCAGCGGACCACGGUACACGAUAGACGGCACCCACGUCAAAUGGAUGGACUGGAGCUUUGACAUCAGCGGAGGACAGAUUCGUGGCCCGGCCUUGUUUGACAUUAAAUUCAGAAACGAACGAAUACUCUAUGAACUCGCUGUAAAUGAUAUUUCAUUAAAUUACGCGAUGGACUCUCACUCGCAGAAUAAUAUUAUCUAUGCCGAUGCGACCUAUGGCAUUCUUGGUGGUUUGACGCCGACGACAAUAAUGAAAGGUGUCGACUGCCCGGAGCACGGCACGGUGCUGCAAACCUCCUUCUGGUUGGCGGACACACAGCUAGCUUACAACAUGUCGUCUAUCUGUGUCUUUGAGGCGGACGGUCAGGAUGCCUUGUGGCGUCACGCAGGGAGUAGCUUUGAAGCUGGCAUGCGCAAUCGCUACCUUGUCGUCAGGGUUCCCACUGUUAUUGGAAACUACGAUUACACUUUUGAGUUUGACUUUUAUCUCGAUGGUAAAAUCUUUAAUUACGCCAAAGCCAGUGGCUACAUUCAAGCAAGCUUCUGGGACGAGCACGAUCCUAAAUGGCCCGAUAAGAGUCGGGACGCAUUCGGGUACAGAAUAUCAGACUAUAUGACUGGUCCAAUACAUGACCAUAUGUUUGGGUACAAGGUUGACUUUGACAUAAUUGACCGAAACAACACGUUCCAAGUCGUGAAGUGGAAGGCCGGCCCUGCGCUGGAAGCACUCCAAACACAGAACGCCUCCAUUACCAAGGCGCCUGAGUAUUUCAUCUACAACGAGACCCGUUACAUCGAAUGGGAGAAGAUGGCACAGGAGAAGGGCAUCCGGAAAACGCCUGAACAGCAGUUUUGGCUGGUCGUCAACGAAAGGGAAAAGAACAAAUGGGGAGUGGAGAGGGGUUAUCAGAUAGCACCUCUGCAAACAGGCUCCCAAGCAUUGAUAAACCAUCCUCUCCUGAAAGCCCUGUCCUUUACCAAGUAUCACUGCGCCGUCACAAAACGGAAAGAGGAAGAGCCAACACUGACGUCUAUUUAUGACGUUAACAGAAUGGAUAACCCACAAGCGUAUCUUGAUAAACACAUUGACGGAGAGUCGAUUCUGGAUGAGGACAUAGUGAACUGGGUAACGGUUGGCUUCCUGCAUGUGCCUAUUGCCGAGGACAUGCCGAUGACUGUCAGAGUGGAGACCGGAUUCCUUCUAAAACCGUUCAAUUUCUUUGACAGGACGGCGACAUUCGAUAUGCCUCAAUACACUGAUACCAAAGAUGGGUCUCUUAAAGAAUCAGAGCCAUUGUUUGACCAGUGCUCUGAACCGAAAACGCACUAUUGUCGUUUCUGCUAAUUACCAACACCAAAAACAUUCCUGUUUAGUUGCUUGUAGAUAUAAAAAAGCUUUUCAUGGAAAGUUUAAGAAACGGGUCAAAUGUGUCUAAUCUUUUAACAUGUCUGGGAAAUGGUUUUGCUUACUUUUGGAACACGUUUAUAUUUAUUAUUUUUUGGUGUUCGAACUUAUUUGUGGGUCAAUAACAGUCGAGGACAUAUUAAUUAACAUAAGCAAAUGUAUCUGGAAUAUAUUUAAAACUUGAGGAAACUAUCCUGGCCAGCAGCCUCACCUGGUCUAAUUGUCUAUACGUAUCGUUUUAUUAUAAGUAUUGUGUGUUUCGUUAUGUUAUAAUUUGUCAUAUAAUAAUAUUUUGAUAUGUCAUGUUUAAAUCGAUGAGCAAAGGGGAUGUCUUAUGCCCAAUAUUAGUAUUAAGUAAAAUAAAUUCAAACACAGAUUAUGUGGAUUAUUUCCCUUGUCAGCAUAUCAUCGUGUCAAAAGUGAGUGCUCUUUUUUA